AUGCAGAAAUACUCACAAGCUGCACAGAUACUUCAACAAAUGGGCGAAAAAUGUAAAGAAAAACACCAAUUAUCUGACCAGCUUACUACUAUUCAAGCGAAGGAAGCAAAGUCUAAGACUAUCACAAGAACAAACAAUCGAGCUGCACAAAGAGUAAGUCUGUUAGUGAUGUCAAAGUGAUAAUAAAAGAACCGUUGAAGAAAAGUGAUAAUAAAAGAACCGUUGAGGCUUUUUUUUGCAAAAUCGCCCAAUAUUGAAAGUAGAAAUACCAAUGCUUGUGUAUUUGAGCUAGAUUCGGGUAGUCAUGUUGACCCGAAGGUGGUUGUUGCAAAAGACAAAGAAUGUCAUAAUUACUCUGGAAGUACAAAUACCAAAGAUAGUGAAGAUAUGGUUGAUGGGUCAGAAAAUUGUGUUCCAUCCACAAAUACAGAACCGAAAGAUAGUGAAGUUUCAAAUGGUUCCCUGGUUGGCCAUGUAAGUUCAUAUCCUGAAAGUAAUGAAGAAAUGGUAUAUCAGAUCAGAAUGAUGUUAAAUCCAGCACAACAUCACCAACGUCAGCUAUCACAACCUUCAACAAAAGUGAUGCCAAAGAGGAUAGUGCAUUUGAAGAAAAUAUCUCGGACAAUGAAACCUCUUCUAUAAAAGUUGUUUUUUUAUGCCAUUAGGCUCCUCAUCAUUUGGAUGUGGGGCUGUUGAUAGUCUUGGUUUAACUGAAAAACAUUGGUUGCACAAUAAUUUUAUAACUUUAGAACAUGACAUUCUUAUGCAAUACAUGAGUUGUGUUACUGAAAAAAAGUAGGGGUGCUUCAAAUCCGGCCGGAAUUCCGGCCAGAUUUAACGAAUUUUCCGGCAUCCGGCUUCCGGCCGGAUUUAAAUUUCUGUUUUUACCUUAAAAAGUUCACCAAGAAUGGGAUAAACCAUCAAUUUGGCAGCUUUAAUGUUUAAAAAAACACUUAUAUUAUUAUACAAUAAUAAGUUAUUAACAAAAAGAUGUUUAAAAAAGGUUUAAACACAAUCAAAAAUCUAAACUGACACUAACUAAAAACAGUAAAAAACAUAAACCGUUAUUUUGAAUACUGAUUUAUCUCCAAUUGUCCCCAUUACCGGUUUAUCUCUCUCAAAUCCGGCAAAUCCGGCCGAAAUUUUUGUCCAAAUCCAGUAAAUCCGGUUCCGGCUGGAUUUGGAAAUUCCAAAUCCGGUGCACCCCUAAAAAAAAGCACGCUAACCGACCAGCUAGAGGCAUUUACACGUGUCCAGUAUUCAAGAUAUUAGUUUGUUAGAUUUUGUAGCAGUCAGAAAGCUUUACUGCAAAGUACAAAGACAUGCCGAUUGGAAAGAGUGUAGUCAGUGUUUUCUCAAAGGUAGCCCAACAGUUUCGUUUUAUUACGAAACAUGGGGAAAAGCGAUAGAAAGAUAACAGCUAAGAUGUCAAAAGAGAGCCUAGCUGCUAAUGUUAUGCAACCUUGCAUCAUCAGAAGCUCACCGAUUACUAAUUAAGUACAUUGCUUGUAAAAGCAUGGGUCUCAGUAAAAUCUGCUAAGACAUUAUGUGGAUUUCAAGACCUUCAUAAACAAGGGGAGAGGAUUAUGGAUGCUGUUGAAACAUAUUAUGUCAUCAUAAAAACGUAGCAGAAUUAGCGAAAGGAGAAAGCACAGCAUCUCUUAAUGCACUUGGCAUCCAUGUUUCAGAUGAAUCAGAUUCUGAUAGCAUGGAAGAAUCAGAAUGCUGCAUGUCCAAUGAUGUUGAAGAAGAUAAUUCCAAGCAAAGCAACCCUCGAUAGUGAUGAAAGAAAAAUAAUGCAAUUUAAUGAACAGCCUGACCACACAACCUAUACUAGCUUGUUAACCAUUGACCAAGCUAACACCAGCCAGCCUCUUAAAGAAAGCCAAGGCAUCCAGCUUCUCCCUACACUGAAUCAUAUGUUGUCAAUUCUUCAUAGAAAUAAGCUGAAUUGGUUUGCACUUGUCAAAGAGUUGAACGUUUUAGCUACAGAAUGUUCUCCAGAAUCAACUGAUCAACUAUUGACUGAUUUUGCACAUUUUCUGUUGAGCAAUGAUGCGACGGUCAAAGAAAAGAAGUUGAUUUAA
This is a messenger RNA of Paramuricea clavata, 2087 nucleotides long. The record is from the annotation of a GenBank genome assembly. NCBI's taxonomy places the organism in Eukaryota, Metazoa, Cnidaria, Anthozoa, Malacalcyonacea, Plexauridae.